Molecule: messenger RNA, 1995 nt
Organism: Sinocyclocheilus grahami
Lineage: Eukaryota; Metazoa; Chordata; Actinopteri; Cypriniformes; Cyprinidae
Product: core histone macro-H2A.1
Exons: 13
Coding region: 22-1740 (572 amino acids)
Cellular component (GO): nucleosome
Molecular function (GO): structural constituent of chromatin; protein heterodimerization activity; DNA binding
Source: RefSeq, a predicted model, not a curated record
CAACUGGGCCUUGGAAAUAUAAUGCAUAUUUUAUCAACAGUUUUUAUCCAAAAUGUUCUUAAAACCCAGAGGCUUUUUUUCCAGCAGAUGUCAUGCUUACAUAACUCUAUAAAGUUGACCCUCCAGCGGCCUCUGCUGACAGACGGCUCUCUGCUUCUCAGUCGCGCUGUGGAUUGUGGGUGUCUGGGACGUUGCCUGGGCUUGUCAGGCUUUAGCAGUGCUGGACUGAACGCGACGCGACGCGACGCGACGCGACGCCUCACCGUGCUCUCUACUGUAAGCCUUCCGCCGUCAUCCACGCGUUUCGGCAUCAUGUCCAGUCGAGGUGGGAAGAAGAAGAUCUCCAAGACGUCCAGGUCUGCUAAGGCUGGUGUGAUCUUCCCUGUGGGACGGAUGCUGCGCUAUAUUAAAAGAGGGCUUCCCAAAUACAGGAUUGGUGUUGGAGCUCCAGUCUACAUGGCUGCAGUACUGGAGUACCUGACAGCUGAAAUCCUGGAGCUGGCAGGCAAUGCAGCCAGAGACAAUAAGAAGGGCCGCGUCACACCCAGACACAUUUUACUAGCCAUCGCCAAUGAUGAGGAACUUCAUCAGUUGCUGAGGGGCGUCACCAUCGCUGCCGGAGGAGUUUUGCCCAACAUCCACCCAGAGCUGCUGUCUAAGAAGAGAGGAUCGAAAGCAAAGCUCGAAGCCGUCAUCACUCCUCCACCAACAAAGAAGCCAGUCGAGGUGGGAAGAAGAAGAUCUCCAAGACGUCCAGUCUACAUGGCUGCAGUACUGGAGUACCUGACAGCUGAAAUCCUGGAGCUGGCAGGCAAUGCAGCCAGAGACAAUAAGAAGGGCCGCGUCACACCCAGACACAUUUUACUAGCCAUCGCCAAUGAUGAGGAGCUUCAUCAGACCAACCGAAACCUGCAGACUGGCUCUGACGUUCCUGCUCCUGAAACGCACAGACUCAUUCACUGCCUCAUGAUCCGUGCUUCUGGAAUGAAAGACGAUGAAAUCAUGUUUAUCUUGAUCAGCAGUAAUUUGCUCGGGCAUGUGCUGAGUGUGAAAGACGUGCCCAGCAUGAACAAUGCUUCGCCCGGAACUAAACAGGGAACUGGAAUGGUCCAAUGCCAUUCCCGCGGUCCCUGGCGCUUAGGAAAAGUGAUAGUGUUUAGCCGUCUGAGGGCUGUCGGAGCCCAGGCCCUGAUUUUAACCGAGGCUGAGCUGGAGACACUGCAAGUUGUGCAAGCUGACAUUGCCAGCAUCGAAAGUGAAGCGGUUGUUCACCCGACCAACUCCACCUUCUACAUAGGUGGUGAAGUAGGCAGUGCUUUGGAGAAGAUCGGAGGAAAGGAGUUUGCAGAGGCAGUUCUGGAGCUACGCAAAAGCAACGGCCCUCUGGAGGUGGCAGGAGCGGCCAUGACCUCAGGAUACGGUCUUCCUGCCAAGUUCGUGAUCCACUGUAACAGUCCAGGCUGGGGCUCGGAUAAAUGUGAGGAGAUGCUGGAUAAGACGGUGAAGAACUGUCUGGCUCUCGCUGAUGAGAAGAAGCUCAAAUCUGUGGCCUUCCCUUCCAUCGGCAGCGGCAGAAACGGUUUUCCGAAGCAGACGGCCGCUCAGCUCAUUCUGAAGGCCAUCUCCAGCUACUUUGUGACAACGAUGUCGUCCUCCAUCAAGACGGUGUACUUUGUGCUGUUUGACAGCGAGAGCAUCGGGAUCUACGUGCAGGAAAUGGCCAAACUCGACGCCAACUGAAGUAGAAAAUCCUCUGUAGAUUUCAGAGGUGAAAAAAUUUUAAUUUUAUGCUUGAUGAUGAAGUUUGGGGGGUAAAAUAUUUUUGGUACUUUUAUUAUAACAGCAACAGUUUGGAGUCUGAUUUGAUUUUUAACAGAGGGAUUGGGUUUUGUGUUGGCACUGCGACUACUGCAUAAUUUAGUCUAGUUUGUUCUGUUGUUUCAGUGUAUAAUGUGUAUCACAAUGUUAAUUUGCAUAAAGUGUAUCUACAAUAAU